This is a messenger RNA of Balearica regulorum gibbericeps (East African grey crowned-crane), 1193 nucleotides long. NCBI's taxonomy places the organism in Eukaryota, Metazoa, Chordata, Aves, Gruiformes, Gruidae. The record is from RefSeq and is a predicted model, not a curated record.
AUGCUAGAGUCUCGGUUAUCUCACUCCAUGAGGGCCGCAUGCACCGUAGCUCAACUCCUCAGCGCUUCUGCUACACCAACACACACCCCCCGCAAUGGCGUGACAUCUGGACCAGGAUGCAGAUCCGGAUCAGCAGCACUGGGAUGAUCCGAGUCACCCAGGUGAACAGCGAGGAGGAGCUGGAGAAGUUCAGCAUGUGGAACAUUGUUGCCUCCUUCCUGAAGGAGAAGCUGAACGACACCAGUAUCGAUGUGGAUCUCUACAGCAAGAAAACCUGUCUCAAGGUUGAGCCGCUGGAUACUGGCACCGAGUACUACGUCCUCCUCUUCCGACGCUUUGACCCUAAGCUGUUCCUGAUUUUCUUUCUGGGCCUGUUUUUGUUCUUCUGUGGGGACAUGCUGAGCAGGAGCCAAAUCUUCUACUACUCAGCCGGGAUUAGUUUUGGCUUGCUGACCUCGCUGCUCAUCCUCAUCUACAUGACGUCCAAGGUCAUGCCCAAGAAAAAUCCUGUUUACUUCCUGCUGGUAGGAGGGUGGUCCUUUUCCCUGUACCUGCUUCAGCUGAUCUUCAAGAACCUACGGGAGAUCUGCAAGUCCUACUGGCAGUACCUCCUAGGCUACCUGCUGGUCAUGGGCUUCGUGAGCUUCGGCGUGUGCUACAAGUACGGCCCACUGGAGAACAAGCGCAGCAUCAACCUCCUCUCCUGGACCCUGCAGCUCCUGGGCCUGUUGAUGAUGUACUCGGGCAUCCAGAUCCAUCUCAUCGCCUCAGUCUUGGUGGUCAUCGCCAUCUGCACCAAGAACCUAGACUACCCCAUACAGUGGGCCUUUGCUGCCUACAGGAGAGCGCAGAGUGCCAGGCUCAGGCCGAGCCCCCCUCGCCUGCUGACAGAGGAGGAGUACCGGGUCCAGGGUGAGGUAGAGACACGCAAGGCCCUUGAAGAGCUUCGAAGCUACUGCAGAAGCCCAGAUUUCCCUGCCUGGACUGUGGUCUCCCGCAUCCAGUCUCCCAAGAGGUUUGCUGAUUUUGUGGGUGGCGCCUGUCACAUCACCCCUGAUGAAGCCUCUGUCCAUGAGCGAGAGUAUGGCCUGGGUGGCAUCUUCUUUGAGGAGCAGCCCUUCGAGGAGGACGAUGAUGAUGACUGUUUUGACAGGAAUCAUGCGAGUUACUCCAACAACUAUUUUGGAUGCUGA